Molecule: messenger RNA, 4258 nt
Organism: Spodoptera frugiperda (fall armyworm)
Lineage: Eukaryota; Metazoa; Arthropoda; Insecta; Lepidoptera; Noctuidae
Gene: Alg9
Product: alpha-1,2-mannosyltransferase ALG9
Exons: 9
Coding region: 150-1931 (593 amino acids)
Biological process (GO): protein N-linked glycosylation
Cellular component (GO): endoplasmic reticulum membrane
Molecular function (GO): alpha-1,2-mannosyltransferase activity
Source: RefSeq, a predicted model, not a curated record
ACUCUUGUUAUGUCAAUCAGUCAGUGUGUGUCAUUUUCAGCUUUGCGGAGAUUUCGUACGUAAACUUCUGAAAAUAAAUUCUCAUUUACGUGAAUUUCUUACGUUUGUGAUAGUGAAUUUAAUGAUUUAGACAACAAAAUACAUAAAAAAUGCCUUUGACGGCUAGACAACGGAGUAUUCACAAUAAGAACGGAGCUAAAAGGGCUACAAGUUUUAGCAAAGGAAAGCGAAAAGCGAACGAAGGAGAGUUCCUAGUAACAAACGCUCCAUCAGACCUGCGGAGUAUAGCAUACCCGGGCGGGGCAGUAGCACUCGGACUACUGCUGACUGCCCGCAUUGUGUCUGCGUACUGGGGACAUAUAGCUGAUUGCGAUGAGACUUAUAAUUACUGGGAGCCGUUGCAUUACUUGGUGUAUGGCAGCGGUCUUCAAACCUGGGAGUACAGUCCAGACUAUGCGAUAAGGUCGUAUAUGCCAUUAUGGCUGUUUGCGGUACCUGCGAAGAUAUUGUCCUGGUUCAUGACUCCUGUCUCUGUGUUCUAUGCUCUACGGAUUGUGCUAGCUGUGCUCUCUGCUUGCGCUGAGCUUAUGUUUUACAAAGCAAUAUGCCAUGAGUUCGGCGUGCACGUAGGUCGAGUAUGGCUGGGUAUGACAUUACCAGCGGCGGGCAUGUUCGCGUGCAGCGCGGCCAUGUUGCCGUCGGCGUGGAGCGCGGCGCUGGCCAGUGCGGCGCUCGCCUGCUGGUGGCGCCGCAGAUACCCCACUGCUAUAUUCUUGACUGCCGUGUCGGCGCUGCUUAGUUGGCCGUUCACAGCUCUACUAGGCAUACCAAUCGCCAUUGACAUGAUUUUAAUGAAGAGACAAAUUCUGGACUUUAUAAAAUGGUCCGUGAUAUCUCUGGUAGUUAUAUUUGUACCAACAGUAUUAGUUGAUUCUUGGCACUAUGGGAGGCUGGUGGUCGCUCCGUGGAAUAUAAUCGCCUACAACAUCUUCACUGAACAUGGACCUGAUUUAUACGGUGUGGAACCCUGGACUUACUAUUUUGUGAACGGAUUCUUAAACUUCAAUAUUGUUUGGGUGCUAUGUCUAUCGUGUCCAGUGUUUCUACUGGCUUGCACGGCGGUGGCUGGGCGGUCUACUGCGCGGGCCGCGUUCUGUGCUCCGUACUGGUUGGAUCUGCUGCCACUGGUACUGUGGCUGGCUGUAUUCAUGCUGCAACCGCAUAAGGAAGAGAGGUUCCUAUACCCAGCGUACAGUAUGAUAAUCCUGGCGGGCGCGAUAGCACUCGACUGUCUACAGAAGCUGACGUUCGCAGUCGGCACCGAGCUGUUCCGCUGGAGGAGGGAGCGAGAGAGGAGACACUAUCUCGCUUACACCGGCCCUCUUAUGGUCAUGUGUGUGCUUAUUGCCGGGUUUGCUGGUCUAUCCCGCAUAGCAGCUCUAUACACGAACUACCACGGACCUAUGAGAAUACUCCGCGACUUGCCUCCAUCGCCCGAAGGUGCAGAACUAACAGUCUGCUUCGGCAAGGAGUGGCAUCGCUCCCCUUCUAGCUUCCACCUACCUGACGGGUACAGUGUCAGGUUCAUCCCCAGUGAGUUCAAUGGACAACUGCCUGCACCUUAUGCUGAUAGUCAUAAUGCAACGCGCCUCAUCCACCCACAUUUCAACGACCUCAAUAAAGGGGACAACAGAACCUACAUAAAACCUAAAGAAUGCCACUACCUAGUCGACUCAAGCAUCGGCCGACCAUCCACACUUGAGCCCGCGUACCAUAAAGACUCCACUACAUGGGAGGUCAUCUCCAGUGUUCCAAUACUGGACGCCAAAAAGUCCCAUCAAGUGUUCAGAGCGUUCUACGUACCAGUUUUGUCUAGUAAAAAGAAUGUUUACGCUAAUAUGUAUCUAUUGAAGAAUAAGGUGCUGUUUUAAAUGAAUUUGUAAGUUCCUUUUUAUAUUAUAUUUUAAUUUUAAUUUAUUUUGUCAGAAAACACGUUGAUUUUGAUCAUAGAUGGCGCUGAUGUAGAUAAUUGGUACCAUCUUUUUAUUCAUGUUGAUUUGCAGACCUCUGUUAAUAGCUAUGAGGAUGGUUUUCAAUCUGAUUUGUAGUCCCAGUUUUGAUCUCUGGGCUGGACAACAUAUGAAAUUUUCAAUGGCAGCUAGGAUUUUGAAGAUGGACCCAAUACAUUCGCUACCCAUUUAUGCAACUAAUCACAUAUUACUAUGAAAAGGUUUAUUUUGAGUAAAUGUGAAGAUAUAAUAUCAUUGUACGUACUUACAAUGUAAUGUUACCAUAUAAAUAAGUGUAUAUAGAAUCUAUAACACUACACUGCCAUCUACAAAUAGAGAUGAAUGGGGCUACUGUUUUUUUUUGCUCAACAGAUGGCGUUUAUCUAACAAAAGGUAUUUUUGUCCAAUCACUGCAGCUGUCAAAAUUUUGCCGUCCAAUGGCGUAAGUGUUGCUAAUUCCCAAUUGGACGACGAAGAGGAGGUUGACAUUAACGUCAUCUGUUAAGUGGAAUUGCUGUAGCCCCCAUUGAGUAUACAUUGUAUUAAAGGUUAAGUUUUGUUGUGUCUCAGUAGCAGAAUAAUUCGAUUUAUUAGAAAAGAAAUUGAUAAAAGGAAAUUUUAUCUAUAAAUGAAUUGUUAAUGAGUUAUGUAUAAAUAAUUAAGCAUGCUAUGACCAAAAAAAAAAAAAAACUAUAGUUGAUUGUCAAAAGUACAAACCAGAUUUUUGACACUCGAAAUAAAUAAUCUUUAAUUACUAUGUUUUUAGGCUUUACCCACAUAAUUCGAACGAGGAACUCAAUUAGUUUCAAGCUACGCUAGAAGCUCAUAUUCAUGAGCAGCAUUCCGACACACGACGCGGCGAUUGUCGCCGAAAAUAAUUGCGCGAGAAAGCCGAAAAACAUAAUAAUUAAUUUAAAAUGUUAUAGUAUAAAGAAUAUUUAUCGACAUUUUAGUAAGAAAACCUUUGUUACAUAGUCUAGCUAAUAAAAUACAACAGUUCUUGUUAAUUUACUAAUAAUAAUAAUUCUACAGGUUGUAUGUCUAUUCACCCAGGGUACACUCAAACAAUAAAUGAAGGAAAACAUAUCAAUUAUAUGUUUUUACGAGAGCACUGAAUAGCUGUAUGUAUAGAUACCAACUUAAAUAAUGGUACUAGUCAUUAUUUAACAAAUUUUUAAUGAUAUGCUUAAAUUAUAUUAUAAUAUAAAAUAUAAAUGAAGGUCUGCUCAGACGAGGUGCUUUUUUACGAAUACAGAUUAUUUUUUGUGUUUUAGGCUCACCCCCUAUUACAUGAGGCGUUAGAAGUGCGUUGCCGGCCUUUUGGGGAUUAGGAAUUUAAGGGUUGAUGGGGAAUUGGGGAUUGGGAAGGGGGUGUAAUUGGGCCACCGGUAACCUCACUCACACAAUGAAACACAACACAAGCUUUGUUUCAAGUCGGUUUUCUGUGAGGCUGUGGUGUCAAUCAGGUCGAGCUCUUUCAACACGAAAGGGCAUUUCGUGUUAAAAGAGCCAAAGACUCUCGUCUGCGCAGACACCAAUAGUAAUAAUUAAUUAGUUGUAAGUUUUUAGUGCAAUAAUAAUGUUGUAGGAUAAUAUGUUUAAGUCAACUUCAGAUGCUUAGUAAGUUAAGGUACAAAGAAAUAUACCUAAUACUUAAAUAAAAAAAGAUAUAAAUAAAGUCACAGAUACAGUGUGAAACAAACGCUUUUAUGACGUCACUAGAGUACCGGAUACAUGUUUUAUUACCAGUUUCAUCGGAAACUGUAAACUCCCCCUUAAACCCGAGAAGAGUCCCUUUGUGACUCGAAACUAGUAGAGCCUUUUCUCCAUUAAUGUACGUGAGUAAACCGUGUUUUUUAGUUAAUCCCCUUUAAACGACGAGAGCGCCAUCUAUUGGCAACAUUGAAAGGUCUACGAAAAAAAUUAGGCAUAAUCGUUUUCCACGUUUGUAAUGCGAGUCAAUUAUGAGUUGUAGUUGUUAUUUAUUUCUUAAGCCUCGUCCACACUAGGAACAUUUGUCCGAUGUCAGCCUAAGUCGCCCGACAUCGCCCGACGUCGCCCGAUGUCUCCGGGGACAUAUGUCGCUCGACAAAUGUUCCUAGUGGGGACGAGGCUUUAUUACCAUGUAGUAAUACUUCAGCUAGACAAAUUAAUUUGUAUUUUGCAUUUUUAUAAGCACGACGCAAUUUUGAUGUGACUAUUGUUUUGUGGUUGUUCUAUAUUUUUUAUUAUUAAAGUUAUUCAUUUAU